GACGACAAUUUGUACAAACGGGCAUAUCCAAGCUCGGGGACUAAGAUCCGAGCCGAGUCCAUGCGGCUGAUACAACGGUAACAUAUGUUUACCCUCUCAUGCUUAAACUUGAGGGUCUCUGAAGUCAUUGCGUUUUCUUCAACGCCCAUUUUUGAUAAUAAAAUAUUUAUGUUUACGUGACGAAUUACACUCGUUCCCCCAGAACCGGUUCUGGACACAGUCGUUCUCGCUUCUUAUAGGCCGACAAGACUGCCCAAGUGUGGUCUUCUUCGGCAAGCAAAAGAAUUCAUAACCGAAUGUCCAUCCAUAAUAUUUGCUCGAGAUUGAGGCAUUGAAAUAUUUCUAUAUAUAGAGGACCUCUAAUCCGCCUCUUAGGAUUGUGGAUCUUACCAGCUUCGGCGCCUUGGGCUUGGAAUUAAAGACAACAUGGCAAACCCCUCUACGAUCUAUUUAUCGAAAGGACUCGGUGCUGGAACGCUGGCCGCUACCAUAAUCCUAGGUGUCUUCUCUUGCAUCAUCGUCCCCUUGCGAAUCUGGGUCAGAGCUAAGAAAGGGGCUAUCGGCUGCGAUGACUACUUGACGGUGAUAUCUCUCGCUCUCUAUAUUUUCUGCAGCAUUGCGGUUAUCCUGGGCUGCUUAUCAGGUUGGGGCGCAAAGGACGAUGUCAUGUCUAAAGUAGAUCCGACGGGUCAAAUAAAGAAGAACGGGCUAAGAUGGAUCUUCGUCUAUGAGGCAUCCUAUAUGGUGUGUCUUCCGUUUAUCAAGACUAGUAUUUGCGUCGCUCUCCUACGGAUCACUUCAGCCAAGCGCUACGUUAUCCCUUUAUGGUUUAUUAUAAUUCUUGGCGGCAUCGGGUCAGCCAUAGGUUUUGGAACUGUGAUAGGCCAAUGCAAGCCCAUUAGCGUCGCCUGGGAGGGAGGGCAUGCCGACUGUAGCGGGCUCGAAUUAGUCGGCAAGAUGUCUCUCACUAUGUCGAUUAUAAUCAUCGCAACUGACUGGCUAUGUGCGAUCUUUCCUGCGCUUAUUCUGUGGAACUUAAAUAUGAAGCCAAGAGUCAAGGCAUCGCUUAUAUUUGUUCUAUCUCUUGGGGUUUUGGCCAGUAUAUGCACAUGCGUUCGAGUACCAUAUGUACGCAUGUAUGUACACGUUGAAAAAACCCCUCGCGAUGGUCUCUAUAAGGGGUGUCGUAUAAUGGUUUGGUCCAUUGUCGAGUGCGGCGUUGGCAUUAUCGCGGGCUCUCUCCCGCCGCUCCGGCCGCUGCUCACAAGAUACGGCUUCGGGCUUAGCUCAAAUAGCAAGAAUCCGACCUACGAGCUUCAAGCUAAUAGGGGUUCUAAUUUCGACCUUUUCAACGGCAGGCAAGCACUCCCUGCAGCCCCUGAUGCCGCGGCCCGCCCCAUACGGCUCGGAAGCAUAAAGCGGACAGGCCGAAGUGGCUCGCUAGUAACAACCUGCCAAGCAGGGCCUCAGUCGCGCCCAGAGUUGUGCGAUGACAAUAGUGAUUCUGAUGACUCCUCGGACCGCAAACUAAUAAUCGUGAAGGAUACGCGGAUAGACGUCAAGUACGAUGCUGUAUAACUGAGGGCUUGAGCGAAAAGGAAGCUAAAAUGUACCUAAUCUCAGAUGUAUUAUUAGGAGGUACCUAGGGGAAUAUCCUCAUUUGACUGGGGUUCGAGCGCAUCUAAAAGGGGGUUAUAUUCGGCGUGUUGGCAAUAUCAAGAAAUUGGAAUCUACAUAGGAGCGUUGGGACUACGCCAAUCUUCGAAUUUCC
Messenger RNA from Daldinia vernicosa, 1771 nucleotides. RefSeq lists its product as uncharacterized. Lineage: Eukaryota; Fungi; Ascomycota; Sordariomycetes; Xylariales; Hypoxylaceae. Bases 427 to 1578 code for a protein of 383 amino acids. The record is from RefSeq and is a predicted model, not a curated record. The transcript is spliced from 6 exons.